Molecule: messenger RNA, 3283 nt
Organism: Strigops habroptila (Kakapo)
Lineage: Eukaryota; Metazoa; Chordata; Aves; Psittaciformes; Psittacidae
Gene: GGA2
Product: golgi associated, gamma adaptin ear containing, ARF binding protein 2
Exons: 17
Coding region: 1178-2953 (591 amino acids)
Biological process (GO): vesicle-mediated transport; intracellular protein transport
Cellular component (GO): trans-Golgi network
Molecular function (GO): phosphatidylinositol binding; ubiquitin binding; small GTPase binding
Source: RefSeq, a predicted model, not a curated record
UGAGGGGAGGAGCCGCUGGGGGGGGUGUGUUCGUGGGGUGGGAGUUCUAUGGGCCCGGCCCACGGUGUGCACUCCCACACCAGGAAAACGUGUGGGCUUCCCACGGGCGAGCAGUGUGCGAGGAGUGGGGGUGGAUCUGCUUCCUGCUCCGGCGGGAUGGAGCAGCAGCCAAAGCCCAUGGCCAGUGUCACGGAGCUGGAGCGGUGGCUCAUCCUGCCUACGCUGUUUGAGCUCCGGACUGGGGAGUGGAUAAAGCCAAAGAAGACUCUCUCAAUCCAGCCAUGCAGAGCUUUGGGACGGGCACUUGUGCAGCCCUGUUGCAAAAGGGUGAACUGUGCCUCUGUUCCUGCACAGCAAAGCUUGUCCGGUCCUGGGAGAGCUGCCUGGAAAUGGUUUUAAGUUUCUCAUGCUCUGUGCUAAAAGGAACGUUGUGCUGCUGCUUUCAACACCUCCGUUCCUGCCUGACUUUGACUCCGAGUGUCCCCUCAGGACUCUUUUUAGGCAGGUUUUUGUACCAGCUUGUCCCGUGUCUUCCAUUUCUGCCCGGUUUACGGAGAGCCCUAAAGCAGCCGGGAGCAGCGGGAGGUCGGAGCCACUUCCUGCCUUGUGCCCUUCCUCCUUGUGCCCUCACACGCCUCUCACGCUGAGGCUAUUUUCCUUUCUUUUUGUUUCCUGUGUAAGAUAAAGCGACAGACCCAGGUAUCCCCGAGGAAAACUGGGAAUGCAUCCAGCGGUUCUGUGACCAGGUGAACGCUGACACGGACGGGUAAGGCAGGCAGACGGCUCUUGGGGUUCGCUCCUGGCUGGGUGCCUGGCUCUGAGCUUCCCUCACGGCUGCAGGGAAUGGGGCCUGGGACAGAGCUGGGAGCGCUGGCUGGGCUCUGCUGCUCCCCAGUGUCUGUGGUGUGGGGAGGCUGGUGUCUAGGAAUGGGCUCUGAUGUCCAUUGCUGCACCCCUGCUGCUCUGUCACCAGCCUCUUGGGAGACUGGCCAAGGAAUCCUGGGGUGGGGAUCUGCAGGGAGGCCCUGGGUGAGCUCAGCCUCUGCUUUUCCUUUCAGAGAGGUGGGAGAUCCCACAUCCCAGCUGACAGUCUGCGCUCUGUGGGAAGGAGCAGGAACUAAUUAAACUGGUCAAAGCUUAGUGAUGCUCUUCCUUCAGAGCAGACACCCGUGUGUUCAUGCCAUGUACCAGCCCAUCGCUUGCACCGAGGCUGCUGGCACAUAAGAUACAGUCACCUCAGGAGAUGGAAGCUCUCCACGCGCUCACAGUGCUGGAGACCUGUGUGAAUAACUGCGGUGAAAGAUUUCACAGGGAAAUAGCAAAGUUCAGGUUUCUGAAUGAGCUGAUCAAAGUGCUUUCCCCAAAGUACUAUGGAACCUGGUCUUCAGCAAAAGUCAAGUUGAGAGUCACAGAAGUGAUAUUCAGUUGGACAGUCUGGUUUCCUCAGGAAGCUAAAAUCCAGGAUGCUUAUCAGAUGCUGAAGAAACAAGGAAUCGUAAAAGAAGACCCCAAAUUUCCAGAAGACAGAAUUUUACCUCCCCCUUCUCCAAGACCUCAGACUUCUAUUUUUGACACAGAUGAAGAGAAAUCCAAGCUCCUGGCGAGGCUUUUGAAGAGCAACCACUCUGAGGACCUGCAGGCUGCCAACCGUCUGAUCAAGAGCAUGAUCAAGGAGGAACAAGAAAAGUCAGCUCAGGUGUCCAGAAGAGUGACCACCAUCAGUGAGGUUUCUGAGAACGUUAAACAUAUGGAAGAAUUACUAAAAAACUACAAGAGACAAGAAUUAUCCAGAUCUGACCAGGAGACCCUACAGACUCUGUUUCAACGCUGUGAGAAGCUCAGGCCGCUGCUCUUUCGCCUUGCCAGUGAGACAGUGGAUGACGAUGAGGCUCUAGCUGAGAUACUGCAGGCCAAUGACAAGCUCAUCCAGGCACUCAGACAGUACAGGCAGGUCGUAGCCAGCCAUGAAGAUGGGGCUGGAGGAGGUCCAGUCACCAGCGCUGCGGAGGCACCAGCACACCAACCACCCCCAAGGCGCACGAAGAGCUACACAUUGAUCGAUUUCUCCGAGCUGGAGGCGAUGUCCCAGUCUCCCACAGACCGGUCUGCAAAUACAACCACCACCUCCCGCCACAGCAGCACCACCUCUGCCUGUGUGCUCGAGGAGGAGCUGAAGUCAUUAGAUCUCAGCAACUCUCCUGUUGUACAGAAACCACCUCCCGAUUUUGGCUUUGCAGAGACUGCUGUACACAAUGGCUAUGGUGAAGUUGUAAGUGCUGCUCCAAUACUGGGACUGCAGGAGGGCUGGGAAGACGCCUGUUCAGAGAAGAAUGAACUUCAGGGCCUGCUUGAUCAGCUCUCUCCACCCUCCAGCAGCCGGACGUUAUCUUGGGAUUUAUCACCAAUGACAUUGCCCUUCCCAGAUCUUCCAAAUAGCUCAAUGGCAGAUACCUCAUUCUCCAGUCUAGGCUACGAGCAGAAGCCUGCUGCCUCUUUGCAUCCAGCUUCCCACGAUGCUUCUCUAGAAAACCUUUUUGUCCCCUUAAUUUCAAUUACACCGAGUGGUAUCUGUCCACUUACUGUGUUCGAUAGGAAUGGUUUCAAGGCUAUGCUCCACUUCUCGAGAGACCCUGCUCCUGGCCGACCACAUGUGCUGGUGAUGGUUCUUUCCAUGCUGAGCACAUCAGCUCAGCCGAUUAAGGACAUCGCGUUCCAGGCUGCAGUCCCAAAGACCAUGACAAUAAAGUUACAACCAGCCUCCGGUUCUGAGCUGCCUGCCUUCAGCCCUCUUCUCCCCCCUGCCAUGGUAUCCCAGGUCCUGCUGCUCUCCAAUCCACACAAGGCUCCCAUCCGGCUGAGGUACAAACUCACGUUCACACAAGGCGUGCAGCCCUGCAGCGAGGUGGGAGAGGUGGCCGGCUUCCCGGAGGCAGAGCUCUGGGGCAGGAGCUGAAGUUCAGCUGGCUUGGACAUUGCCAUAGAGCCUUAGCUGUGUGUGUGGGGAGGGACUGCGUGCCAGCAGUGCUGGCCUGGCCUCCGGAAUGUAGGAAUCUGCCAUCUCCUCCUUCCUUUUGGUUUCUGUGCUGGGGUCUGGCCGGAGGGGUGUAAACUACCUGCUUCUGCCAUGGCCUUUCCCUGUAGCUGACCCUGCUUUACAGGAGGCUGCUGCAGAGCCCUGCAGACUUCAUGCUUCUCCCAGACAAGUCUCUCCAGCUGCUUUCUGGGCCAGUUUUCCCUUUACCCCAUUACUUUUUUAAUUAAAACCCUAAAAAGUAAACCUACA